AUGGAUAGAAAUGCCUUUCACACUUUAGUUCUCUUAACUAAGAAUAUUGGAGGUUUGAGCGAUAGUAAAAGUAUGUCAAGUAAUGAAAAGUUAGCUAUAUUUUUAAAUAUCUUGGCUCAUCACGAGAAGAAUAGAUCUAUCAAAGUUGAUUAUAUUAGAUCGAGAUGGAGCGUAAGUCAGGCUUUCAAUGAAUGCUUGUGCGCUAUUCUCAAACUAACCCCAUUGUUACUUGUUAAUCCUAAACCAAUACUGAAGGAUGAGACUGAAGAUCGCUGGAAAUGGUUUGAGGGUUGUUUAGGUGCACUAGACGGUACUUACAUUCCUAUUAGAGUUCCAACUCAAUACAAACCAAGAUACAUGGCAAGAAAAAGAGAGAUAGCAACUAAUAUUUUAGGAGUUUGUGAUAGAAACCUCAAUUUCAGAGAGAUGGAAGUGGAUCCCUUGGAUAGUGAUAUGAAAGAACAAGCGGAAUAUCAACACAAAAAUAUUGACGUUGUUGAAUCGUCGGAGGAAUGGAGCAGUUGGAGGAAUGAGUUGGCUCAACGAAUGUGGUAUGAAAGAACUAAUAAUUGA
Capsicum annuum is the source of this 573-nucleotide messenger RNA. RefSeq lists its product as uncharacterized. The record is from RefSeq and is a predicted model, not a curated record. The transcript has 3 exons. NCBI's taxonomy places the organism in Eukaryota, Viridiplantae, Streptophyta, Magnoliopsida, Solanales, Solanaceae. Bases 1 to 573 code for a protein of 190 amino acids.